GCCGGAGGGAAGGAAUUGGUUCCCUGAUCUGGGCUUGCCCAGGCUCUAGCCAGCUGUGGCUGAAGCAGCAGGAGCUGCCGUAUUAUGAUUUCUUUCAGCAGUUUCUGGUCAGGUUUGUGUGUUUUUACAUCUUGAUGUGAAAUGUCAACAAGGAUUCCCGUCUUUGUUCCUGAGACAGAAACUCAGAUAAGAGCAACAGGGAGAUGGCUGAAUCUGUGGUAAAUGCACCCCAGGGUCUGCUGACAUUCAGGGAUGUGGCUGUGGACUUCUCCCAGGAGGAGUGGGAAUGUUUGGAGUCUGCUUGGAGGGAUUUGUACAUUGAUGUGAUGUUGGAGAAUUACAGCAAUUUAGUCUUUGUAGGGAAACAUCAUGAGAAGGUCUUGGAUCAAGGCUCAAAGCACAUUGUCUAUGAGUUUAUGAAUAUUCAAGAGAAGUCUCAUAAAUGUAGUGAGCUUGGAAAAAUGAUUCAUGAAUCCUCCCAGUGUACAACUUACAGCACAAGUGAUAUUACAGAAAACUGCAGUGAGUACAGAUGUGGAAACAGCAUGGAAGCCUCUAUUGAUUCAUCAAACCUAAACAGACAUAGAAUUGGGAACACUGGAGAAGACCCCUGCAAACAUAAAGGCUGUGGGAAAUGUUUAAAUUUGUGUUCCAUCAUUAGUCAAAAUCAAAGGAUGCAUAUUAGGAAGAAAGAACACAGAAAUGCAGAGUAUGAUAAAUCAUUUGACUCUAAACAUAAACUCAUGCUGAAACAAAUCCUUAGUGGAGAGAAAGCACAACAAUGCAUGGAAUGUGGAAAAUGUUUCUGGGACUACUCAAGCCUCAGUAGACAUCAGAAAAUCCAUUCCAGAGAGAAACUCUACAAAUGUAAAAAAUGUGGCAAGGGUUUUUAUCAGUUAUAUCAG
Peromyscus eremicus (cactus mouse) is the source of this 905-nucleotide messenger RNA. RefSeq names its product zinc finger protein 54-like. The annotation marks the transcript as partial. The record is from RefSeq and is a predicted model, not a curated record. Lineage: Eukaryota; Metazoa; Chordata; Mammalia; Rodentia; Cricetidae. The transcript has 4 exons. Gene Ontology annotation, biological process: regulation of DNA-templated transcription.